AUGCGCGGGGCACCCGCUCCCGCCCCUCCGGGAGUGAUCCUGGGAGGCGUCGGCGGGCGCAGUGGCAGAGUACCCCCGCCGCCGCCGCUGCCCCCACAUGGCGCUAUCGAUCUCCCCGCCAGUGGUGGGUCAGAGGCAGUGGUUGGUGCUGGUGCGGUGUUUGGCGGAACCGUUCUCCGGAACGAUUCGUCGCUGGACGACUCGAAACGCUACCGGCUGGAAACCCCGGGGCGGGGAAAAUUUUGGGAAGAGGACGUGUUUUCGGAAUCCGGCGGCGGCGGCUGUGGUGGUAGCACAAUCGGGGAGGACCCGCCCCCGGCCACGGCCGCGAAACGCUUCGCCUCGUGGCAGAACCUCCGAAGCUUGCCGGGAGGAGGAGCGACAGCGGCAGACGCUAGAGGCGUUUCGCCGAUCGGGGCGACGGGGAACGUGGGUCCCCGGGGCGUCGGCGGCGGAGGUGGCGGUGGCUUGGGUGGUGAGAGGGGCGGGGACGUGUUGAGCCGGGAGGCGUUCGAGGCUCUGCUGCCGUGCAUCUUCCAUGCUGAUGCCGUCCAUGACGAGGUGUCUCAUAUCCUGUGGGCACGGACGAGAGGGCGAGUGUCCUACCUGGCGGACCUCUGCCGGAGUCUCACUGGGACCUCGAGAGGGGCCGCCGGUAGCGGCAGCAGCGGCGGCACGAGCUUCGGCGAGGUGGGGGAGGACGGUACCUGGAGGCUGAGGUUGAACGAGUUUGCCCAUGUCUUGAAGCUGGCGUCGAGAGUGCCGGCUGGGGUGGAGGGGGCCCUGCAGCGAAGACUGGACGAGCUGCCCUACAACGCCAGACAGGUGGUGCUUCGAGUGGUCUGUGUCACGGUCGUCGCGGGUGUCGGCGAAAUCGACCUCCUGCUUCACCUACUGACCAACGUCGCCCCGUUCAAAGAGUACUGGAAGGCCGUGGUGUCCCAACACGAGAGCGGGGAGGCGACCACAAGGCGCCGCAGCAGCCGCUCCCGUCGCGGAACAGGCACGCCCCCCCGGCGGUCCUUGACCUUGUCCCCUGUCAACACCUCUCCCAGCGUCGCCAGCACCCCGGCCACCGACGCCGCCAGCACUGGGGCGUCGGCGGUUGCUAGGGCAGCCGUCGAACGCCGCGAUAUCGCCCGCGGUGGCGGCGGCGGUGGGGGCGGCAGCGGAAUGGCACACGCCGAUGCGGAAGCAGCACCACCUGAGGCAGCAAUUGCGACGAGACAAUCACCCCCGCGUGUGCAGUCCAUGUCUGAAGCGGCAGCCGCGGCGAUGACCGAGUUCUUGCGAGACGAGGCAGGGGCGGCGGGCGCAGAGCAAGACCGGAAACGGACGCGCUCGGACGUCCCUGGGAGGCCUACCGCACGUGACUCAGGAGGGGACGCGGGCUUGCGGACAACAACGCCUGCCAGCCCGGCGACCGCUAGAAGGGCGGCCUCGGCCAUCGACAAGUCGGCGGGUGUCGACUCGGAACCGGGGGCCGGGGAGGAGGCGCUGCGCUCUUGCCUCGCCAUGCUCGAGGCGGGGGGGUUCCUGAGGCUGUGUGAAGGAGGGAAGACGUUCGUCUGCGACGAUAUGAUGCUGAUGGAUCAGGUGUACGCUUCCACCCCCUUCAAGCUUCGCAAGAGCUUACACAAGGAGGCCGCACAGUGGAUCUCCGACAGGCACCGACGGGAUUUCCGCGAUCGGGCCGACGUCAUGCCCAUGCUGAUCAACCACCUCACGCAAGCUCACGAGGAGGCACGGGCGCAGGCCAUGCUGGCCGUACUCAAGGUCCUUGGAGGGCGUUUCCUGGACCGGUGGGUUUUGGAGCACGUUCGGCAACUGGUGUCCAUUCGGGAGACGCCCCGCAAUCCCACGGCCUCCGAGCAUUUGGCUCUGUGUGUGCUGCCAGCACUGCCAUCGUUGAGAGGCCUGUCCAAGGCCAUCCGUGGAGCGGAGAUAGCCGGCGUGGUGGUCGGCGUGGCACUACGACUGCGGUCGCUCCGCUUCAAAAACGUGGACGUGAUGGCCACGCCGAGACAUCGUCGAAGUCUCUCCAUCUCCGGAUCGUCGUUCAAGCACGACAUCGACACUGAUUCUCCUCCAAGGGCGAACAUCCGAGGCACCUUGGUCAAGCGCCGCAGCGCUUCGCUAGCGGGCAACGCCAUAGCCCCGUCCCCGUCCAAAUGGGAGUCAUUGCCCGCCGCUGCCUCCAACUCUGACGGUUUCGAGAUCGUGAUAACUGAUACCAGUGCUAUCGACGGCGCCGGUGGUGGCCGCGAUAGGGAUGGUCGGGAUUCUCGCUUACCACUGCUGUCGUCCAGCCGAACAGCGUGAUUUCCUAGCCAGCAGCAACGCGGCGUGAGAGUACGAGAAGUGAUGGCCAUGGUGUGUUUGGUGGCCUCAUUCUCAUUCGGGUCGUACGUUUUUGUAUUUGAUGCUCUUUGUCUUCAGGUUUUGGAUUUGUUUUAGUGAGCGUAUUCCCUAAGUCGAUUGAACCAUGAAGCUCGGCGAUAUGCCGUGCCUGAAUAAGUAUUGGGACGAGAGUUUCGUACCCAAUUGGCUGUACCAUGAUGGGUGUUUUUUUCAGCAAUGCCUUGGACAAGAUUGUCUUACACCGGGAACAUAGCCGGGAUGCAGGUAUUCCUGCGGAGUCAUGGUCACACAUCCGAAGAACGUUAAGUCUCAGGAAAGGUUAUCUAUAUAUUUGCGGUUGAGAACUUCGUGGUCAUUUGUGGUCGCUAUUGCGUUGGGUUCAGUUUACCUUGUUAGUAAUUGCAUGUGCUUGGGUCAUCCCCCCCUGCACACUGCUAUGGCGUUCGUCGUCGUUUCCGUUGGCAUCAGCCAUACGACUGUUAGACGGAAGGUUAUACAAGUACGAUAAGCGGAGGGCUCCUUAGUAGUAUCAUACCUGGUACAGGCUGCCAAAGCUUUGUGGUGAUGCGUA
Molecule: messenger RNA, 2932 nt
Organism: Ectocarpus siliculosus
Lineage: Eukaryota; Phaeophyceae; Ectocarpales; Ectocarpaceae
Source: the annotation of a GenBank genome assembly